Messenger RNA from Condylura cristata (star-nosed mole), 4984 nucleotides. It is a transcript of the gene ENAH, whose product is annotated as enabled homolog (Drosophila). Gene Ontology annotation, biological process: actin polymerization or depolymerization; axon guidance; actin polymerization-dependent cell motility. The coding region runs from base 35 to 2116 and encodes 693 amino acids. The record is from RefSeq and is a predicted model, not a curated record. The transcript is spliced from 17 exons. NCBI's taxonomy places the organism in Eukaryota, Metazoa, Chordata, Mammalia, Eulipotyphla, Talpidae. Gene Ontology annotation, molecular function: profilin binding; SH3 domain binding.
UGAGCAGAGCAUCUGUCAGGCAAGAGCUGCGGUGAUGGUUUAUGAUGAUGCCAAUAAGAAGUGGGUACCAGCUGGUGGCUCAACUGGGUUCAGCAGAGUUCAUAUAUAUCACCAUACAGGCAACAACACGUUCAGAGUGGUGGGCAGGAAGAUUCAGGAUCAUCAGGUGGUGAUAAAUUGUGCCAUUCCUAAAGGGUUGAAGUACAAUCAAGCUACACAGACUUUUCACCAGUGGCGUGAUGCCAGACAGGUGUAUGGUCUCAACUUUGGCAGCAAAGAAGAUGCCAAUGUCUUCGCAAGUGCCAUGAUGCAUGCCUUAGAAGUGUUGAAUUCACAGGAGACAGCGCAGAGCAAGGUUACUGCUACCCAGGACAGCACUAAUUUGCGAUGUAUUUUCUGUGUGUUCUAUUUAGGGCCAACCUUGCCUAGACAGAAUUCCCAACUACCUGCCCAGGUUCAAAAUGGCCCAUCACAGGAAGAACUGGAAAUUCAAAGAAGGCAACUGCAAGAGCAACAACGACAAAAGGAACUGGAGCGGGAGAGACUGGAGAGAGAGAGGCUGGAGCGCGAGCGGCUGGAGCAGGAGCAGCUGGAGCGGGAGAGACAGGAAAGGGACCGGCAGGAGCGGGAGCGGCUGGAGCGUGAGCGGCUGGAGCGUGAGCGGCUGGAGCGGCUGGAGCGUGAGCGGCUGGAGCGGCUGGAGCGCGAGCGGCAAGAGAGAGCCCGGCAGGAGCGGCAGGAGCAGCUGGAGCGGGAGCAGCUGGAGCGCGAGCGGAGGGUGUCAAGUGCUGCUCCAUCUCCAGACAGCUCCCUGUAUAACGCUCCACUUCCUGAGUUUGCCAGUGGCCAGCCUCCUCCAGCACCUCCUCCAUCAUACGCUAAAGUCAUCUCAGCGCCAGUGUCAGAGGCCACUCCUGACCAUGCUGUAGUGACCGCUCUGCCACCUACUUCCACACCCCCCACACCACCACUUCGACACUCAGCGACACGUUUUGCGACAUCUUUAGGUUCAGCCUUCCACCCUGUUCUUCCCCAUUACGCUACAGCUCCUCGUCCUCUGAACAAAAGCUCUCGGCCUUCUUCUCCUGUGAACACACCCUCUUCUCAGCCUCCAGCUACGAAGCCCUGUGCCUGGUCUACUUCCAGCUUUUCGCCCCUCCCUCCAUCUCCUCCAGUAAUGAUUAGCAGCCCCCCGGGCAAAGCUGCCGGCCCCAGGCCUGUCCUCCCGCUCUGUGCUCCUUCUCCGGUGCCCCAGACGCCGCCGUCGCCAGCCGCGUCCAACGGGCUGCUGGACUCGGUUGCCUGCCCCGUGUCUCCACCGCCUACCUCAGGGCCGGCCGGGCCGCUCUCUCACUGUGGCUGCCGAGCUUCCCCGCCUCCGGGCAGCCCUGCCGCCUCGACCCCCUCCUCCAAGCCCGGUGUUCUCCCUUCUCCCUCCGCAGCCGCCCCUGCCGCGGUGGAGCCUCCUCUAAACUCUCAGGCGCCUCCUGCCCCGCAGCCGUCUCCUGCUCCCCCCCUGCCUGCCUCCGGAUUUUUUGUGGGAUCCGUGUCCGAAGACAAUCGCCCUUUAACUGGACUCGCAGCUGCCAUUGCAGGAGCAAAACUGAGGAAAGUGUCACGGAUGGAGGACGUCUCUUUCCCAAGUGGAGGGAAUACCAGUGGUGUGAAUUCGGCCUCUUCUAAAACAGAUACGGGUCGCGGGAAUGGACCCCUCCCUCUAGGGGGUACUGGUUUAAUGGAAGAGAUGAGUGCCCUGCUGGCCAGGAGGAGAAGGAUUGCUGAAAAGGGAUCAGCAAUAGAAACAGAACAAAAAGAGGACAAAAAUGAAGAUGCGGAGGCUGUAACUGGGAAGGUCUCUUCAACAAGUACUCCUGAACCAACCAGAAAACCCUGGGAAAGAACAAACACAGUGAACGGCAGCAAGUCGCCUGUUAUCUCCAGACCAAAAUCUGCGCCCUCCUCGCAGCCCAGUGCCAACGGAGUCCAGACGGAGACCCUCGACUACGACAGGUUGAAGCAGGACAUUUUAGAUGAAAUGAGAAAAGAAUUAACAAAGCUAAAAGAAGAACUCAUUGAUGCAAUCAGGCAGGAACUGAGCAAGUCAAAUACGGCAUAGAGAAACAAACUAAGGAGAGAUAGGACUUUAUAAUCUGGAGAAAGAAAGGAAGAAAGAAAGAAAGAAAACCUACAAACAACAACUGUCAACAACAACAAACCCCUGCAUUUUGGGAGCUGUAAGAAGAAAACGGAGACAAACGGUUGGGAGGAGGGAAAAACCGACUUACUCUGGAAGCCUGCAGACACCAUGACUCUGGCAUCUAGCUGUUUCCCUCCCAGUCUGCUGCUUUUUUCUGACCUUUACGACAAGAUGGACGAGCUUAGUCUAAGAGUUCCUGUAGCAGUUACGCAGAAAACAUUAAACUCGUCAGGCACGAUCAGCGUGCAGUGACAUAUUUUCAUGUCAAGAUAAAAUGAUACAUUUUCCACAAUCCAUUGCUAAAAUAAAGAGGAGAAAGGCUUAAGAAGUUUUGUUCAGAGUGCUGAUGAAAGAAUCUAGCAAGUGAUGCUAUUGUAUUGUAAAUGUUUCUCUCAGGUUUGUCUUCCUAUCAUAUUUGAUAUUCCGUAAGUAAUUGAGAUCAGCCCUGUGUAGGUUAAGAUCAUAAAAUGUGAAACAAAUGGAAUUGUAUGUGCUUUCAGAGGGUGAUAUUUAUAAGAAAGUGUCCUGAAAAUGACUUGUCGAGCUUGAGGAAUUUUAGAAUGAUAGGAAGUCUCUCGAGUUAGCCUUCAUGCAAUUUUGUAGACUAAAACAUAAAAUUCAUCCAGAAUUUAAAGAUUUAGAUGCCUUCCUAAAUUGUUACAAUGCUUUACCAAAUCUUUGACUCCUACAUAACACAAACCAGUGGUCAAAUGUAAAACAAUAUAUUGUAGAUUUACUGUAGGUUUUCAACCUUUUUUAGAUUGAUGCAUGUGGACAUUUUUAUAAUGUAAUUACAGUCACCACAGAAUUAGCUUUUUUAACUGCAGACAGUAAUGCAUGUCACACUAACGUGUAGUGGCCUUUUCAAGGCCUAGUCCCAGGGAAAAACAUUUUGUAGAGUACAGGGGCAUGGGAGGAAGGGAAGGAAUAAUUUUUUAUUUAAGGUUAAUUUCUGCACUCUCUCUUUUUUUCUCAGUUUCCUGCAUGAAUAAUAAUGAGGAAUAUUUUGUGACUUUAAUUGGUAAAUGUUAACAAAACCAAGUACUUAAUCUUUUACAUCAUGUCUUCAGCUAUUUGUAUUUUAACUUCAGUAAUUUCAACGGUCUGAAACAUGAUUCUGAGCUUCACAGGGAUUACAUCUUACUGUGGAACUCAAAAUUUCAGUCCCUGUGGGGGCCCUGCAGUUACACAGGUGUUUGGCCGGUGCUCCUGGGGAGGAAGUUGCUUUUGGAUUUUGUUACAUUGAAAUACAAGAACAACAGUGGCAACAAUUAAGGUCACAGAAAUCAUUAAGGGAAAACCAAUGAGGAGUUCUGAAAUUGUUUUAGUGGGUAGAGGCUUGGGUGGUGCAGAAGGAGCGAGGCCCUCUCCCUAGCACCAAGCGUGAGUGCACUUCCUUUUCUUUGACACCGUAGGAUUAAAAUCGGGCAGAAAUCCUACCUGCUGCAAUGAUAGAUUUUUGGAAAUGUUAGGAAAUAAAGUUUUCUAGGCUCUCCAUCUUGAUUUAUGCUUGUUGUCAUGUGCCAUACUUGCUUUGAAAUCUUGGGUUAUUAGAAGUUUUACGAAAAUUUUGAAAUGAUCAUUUUCAUCUGCUUUCUAGAUUUCUCCCACCUCAGUUCAUAAGACAGAGCUUGUUGAGUGCAUCAUUUCUAAAUGCCACAGACUGUAGCCAUUACCACAUCAGAGAGGUUUGAAUGAGGGAGUUGUUUUCCCUCCUUCACAUAGUUCCUGUUUCUGUAGAAACUUAAUUUUCAGAGUAAUCUGUGAUGGAUGCGCAGUCAUAAGUCAGACACCCAUUUUUUCUUUUUCCCUAUCAACUCUCCGUUGUCAACACAGUAGUAGUAAAGGCAUUAAAGAGGCAGCGAGCUUACAGAGUACUACCGUCUAAAAAGGAGGCGUUCUCAUCUUUCUUAUUGUACUUUUGGUUACGCAGACACUUUGCUGGUAGAAACAUUUAUGUCUCCUAUAAAUCUGGUCAGAAAUCACUUUUGAUUUUGUUGGUUAAGUUGAAUAGUCUACAGUAGGAUAGAGUACUGGGAACAGGUGGUCCAAAGUAAGAUGAAACGACUACAAGAAUAAAUGCUGAUCCUAAAAAGAAACUGGUUUACGCACCAAACGUUUGUGCCUUGGUUUGAUAUUAACAUGAGGUCUGUGUAAGAUGACAGAAGAACCAGUGUCCAAUCACGCUAUGUUGUACAUUAUCCCAGAUUGCUAAUUGUGCUUUCCAAGACUUUGAUUGAAUUACUAAACCACAUUUGUCGACAUGACAUUUUUGUCAUUGUUAGAGAUUUCAGUCAUUAAAACGGGAAACGGAAGCUUAAGUUACUUUCCUGAUCAAAACCUGUUCCUCGGAACCACAUGAUGGUGUAUGUGCUCAUGUAUGCCGGUAUCUUAAGCUGAGUGCAGUUUAGGGGCCCUUUCCAAUCACAGGAAGGCCCUCUUUCCUCAACACUGUGAUCUGACCUGUGACAAACCUGUACUAUAUACACUAUGUAAAUGGCUAACAAGUCAACUGCAAACCAACUGAAUGUACAAAUCUUAGUGCUGGUGCUGAAAUCUCUUCAGAAUAGUCAUCGUAAUUUCAAAGUUUGUUUCAAAAUCUGCAAGCAUCCCGUGUCAGUCAUAGCUGAAGAUGAAGCACUAAUGAAUGUUGAAUUCUCACGCUUUAGGUGUAUUUCCUUUUUCGAUUUUUUUCAGUUCCUUGCUGUUUACCAUACUGUUUCAUUUAAAUUUCCUAAGCUAACUUCGUUUGUGCGAUUGAAAUAAAAUUGCCGUAUAUACAUGUUG